GAAGAAUGUUGUGCAGAUGCGAAGAAAUCGAGACGCGAAGCUCACGGGACGCGCCAAAACCCACAGUUGGAUUUGCAGGCCACGGUAGCCAGCAGCCACAGGCGCAAGGAAGGCCAUCGCCAGAUCCGCACAGAACCAAGCACUCAAGCACAGAAUGAAUAUUCCCUGCACAGGAAGUGGAAGAUCCGAGUCCUGGUGUUCUUUUUACUCAACCGAAUUUAUCUGACUUCUGUAGCAACGCCAUGUGAGUUGGACCUGUUGCGAGUCCCCUCUUUGGACGGACAGACACCCCCUCAGCUCACCUCGUGAGCAUUCGCGGCAGCAGCAGCAAUGGGGGAACAUCUCUCCUCCUCGUGACCGCUCAGGGAUUUGAAGUGAGGAGGGGAGCUUUGUUGCGCUGUCGCGUUUGAUGUGUGCUUGACGACUCGAGCAGGGGAAGAGGUAGGUUUUUUGAGUUUCAGGGGAUUGUGGGUUUUUCGUUUGCGGAGCGACAUUUGAAGAAUGGCGGAUGUCGGCGUUUCCGUGGCGCCCGCCAUCAAUAGAACGUACGAAGAUGCAGUUAUUGCGAUGAACUCGCUCAUCACACGCAAGUCUAACGCUUCACGACCUGACCCUGAUACCUUUGAGCUUAAUUGGAGAAACCAGUUCCAGUCCCUUUUUAAAUGCCUCCAGGUACUGGAGCUAGAGGAACCUCUUUCACGUCUUAGUGUGAUUCACGUUGCGGGAACAAAGGGAAAGGGAUCCACGUGUGCGUUCACAGAAAGGAUGUUGAGGGAAUCUGGCUUCCGAACUGGUCUUUUCACGUCGCCGCAUCUCCUGGAUGUUCGCGAACGCUUUCGCUUGAACGGUGAGGAGAUAUCCCAGGAUCGAUUUCUUUAUCACUUCUGGUGGUGUUGGGAUCGCCUCAAGGCUGUGAAUGAAAAGUUGCCAGGCUUUUUUCGGUUCUGCACCCUCUUGAGCCUCCGUAUGUUCACGGAAGAAAAGGUGGAUGUUGCGAUUUUGGAAGUCGGUCUUGGUGGUCGCCUAGAUGCAACUAAUGUUGUUAAAUCUCCUGUAACUUGUGGCAUCGCGUCUCUUGGAUUCGACCACAUGGAGUUGCUCGGAGAUACAUUGGAAAAAAUUGCAUGGGAAAAAGCUGGCAUUUUCAAGGCAGGUGUUCCAGCAUUCACUGCUCCACAGCUAGAUGAAGCUAUGGGUUCCCUUCUAAAGAGGGCUAAAGAGUUAGGGAUUACUUUAGAAGUAGCCCCUCCACUGGAGAAUUAUAACUUGCAUGGUUUGCAACUUGGACUGGGAGGUCAACACCAACGCGUCAAUGCAGCUUUGGCUGUUGCAUUGUGCAAGCAGUGGGUGAUGACCAGACCUCCAUCUGAGCUUCACGACGGACUUAAGAAGGUUCUAAGUAAUGGAAGAUUGCCGGAUUCGUUCGUUCGAGGUCUACAGUUGACCAAGUGGGCAGGCAGAGCUGAAGUUAUUCACGAUCCAUCUGGAUGCUUGUCGUUUUAUCUGGAUGGAGCACACAGCCCUGAAAGUAUGGAGGCUUGUGCAAACUGGUUCUGUUCAUCUAUAAGACUCGAAGAAAACUUGAAAACACCGGAGCAGAAUGGCAGUCAUUAUUUGUCAAAUAGGGGCGCAGAUGAACAAGAUUGGAAUUCCAGAGGCACCAUGGUGAGAAGGGUUCUUUUGUUCAACUGUAUGCCGAAGCGGGAUCCUGUGGCACUUCUACAACCUGUCGUCAAUUUGUGUUCCCGAAAUGGGUUUCCUCUUCAUGCGGCUUUCUUUGUACCACCUUAUUCUAGUUACACAUCUGUAGAUGCACCCCAAGUAUCUACUACCGCCGUAGAUACAACUUGGCAACAGACAUUGCAGCGACACUGGGAAUCUGUAUGGCAAAAUAAGAUUUCAGGUGAAUCUAGUGAUGCCUCUCCUGCUCAAGAGGAAAUACAUGUAUCCCAGAUAGAGCUAUUGUCUGAUUUGAGAAAUGCCCCGGAAGGACAGCCGCAACAUGGCAGCUGCUUAGGUCCAUCAAGUGCAGUUUUACGAUCACUACCAGCUGCUGUAGAUUUCUUCCGCAACUGUUCAAUUCACCAUCCUUAUCUAAGGAUUCAGGUCCUUGUAACAGGUUCGUUGUAUCUGGUCGGUGACGUCUUAAGACUUCUCAAGCACUAACUGCAAACCUGCCAUUUAAGACUGCUACGAAUUUAAACAACCCAUUUUUACGUGUCAAAGGGAGGUCAUUGUGUAUCAAUUGCCGUGAGCUCUUGAUAUAACGUCUGUUUUAUCAGAGAGCGCACCAAGCAACUAUUUUUUACCGUCACUGUAUUGCCCGUUAGCCUGUUGUAACUGUUGUAACACAGGAAUAACUUUGCUCAAGUUUAAUCAGUUUCUGUUUUUCCAUCAACUUGGAAAUCUGUGUCCGAAUCAGAGGGAAUGAUAAGGACCUCAAUUCGUCGUCCCUGCAACUUUAAUUCUUUCAACAGAGAAAGUUCAGAAAACUUGAAGGGACCAAAGCUGCAUUCAACAAAUAUUGACUAAACCACUGCAAUGACAAUGCCUUCGUUUUGCCUGCUUUUGGUCA
Molecule: messenger RNA, 2575 nt
Organism: Physcomitrium patens
Lineage: Eukaryota; Viridiplantae; Streptophyta; Bryopsida; Funariales; Funariaceae
Product: folylpolyglutamate synthase
Biological process (GO): tetrahydrofolylpolyglutamate biosynthetic process
Cellular component (GO): mitochondrion; cytoplasm; cytosol
Molecular function (GO): ATP binding; tetrahydrofolylpolyglutamate synthase activity
Source: RefSeq, a predicted model, not a curated record